AUGGGUGAAGAAAUUUUAGUCCCUCCAAGAAAGUUUGCCACUAGUCGAUUAUGUGAAGUUUCCAGGUACUUUUUUGCCGAAUUUAUUAUUAUUAUUAUUAUUAUAUUCGUUCUGGCUAUGUUCUAGUUGUGAUGAAUCUUGUAUAGUUCUGAUGUCCUUUGAGAAACUAUCUGGUGGGUACAGCUUCUCAACAGAACUGAUGGAGCUCCACUCCGAGGAACCUUUGCUACACAUUCUUUUCAUCCCUGGAAAUCCAGGUACAUUGUACAGAACAGCUGCCAUUUGUGUUCACUUAUCGUCUCAUAUGCGAUUUAAAUGAUAGUAAUGAGUAUUUUUUUUCAGGGAUUCCUUCGUUCUAUAAAGAAUUUAUUGAAGCAAUAUAUGAAAUUUUCGAAGGAAGUGUGUCUAUCACAGGCAAGAACUCAGUAUCCCUUGGGUACCUGGAGAACUCCUCAUGAUAUUUACGGUUAAUGAAUGGUUUUUUCAUGUGUUUUUCAGCAAUCUGCCAUCUCUCUCAUACAAAAGAGGUCAGUCGCACCUCUGAGAGGUCCUUGACGCAAGUUUAUUUUAACCGAGGAGCUUAAUCGGAGCAGUGUGAACCAUAAUAAGAUUUUAAAACCUCAUGGUCCCGAUGGAAGACAUUAAAUAUCAGAAUUAAUUUUUUUAUCCUGUAUACGGACAAAUUGACAAAGUCAGCGGCCACCUACAGCCAAAACUUUUGAGACUAGAAUAGUUCUGAAUAUUUUUUCUUCCAUACCCAGUGCACAAACAUAGUUGAUAUUUUAACGAGGAGUGCACUGUUGCAUAGUUCUUUGGUUACAUGGGAUAUGAAUAAUGGUGCUUCCUCCCUUGCGUUAUUUGGGCAUUGCUUUAGACGAGCAGCAUCAGCUUCUCCAAUGAGUUCAAAAAAGUUGAACUGGGAAAUGGGUCAAUUGGGACCUGCGUUGCGUAUAGAUUAAUACAUCUCCCUGGUUUCAUACCCUCUUACCCCUAGCAAUUCAUCCACAUUUUUCGAGCCCUACAUAUAAACCUAAUUGUAUUUUGCUUCAAAAUUUUCCAUUGAGACACAAGGUGUCAUUCUUCUUAAUUUUACACCUUAUUCAAGUCCAAUGAGAGGAUGUCAAGUGUAAGAAACUAAGCACACACACAGACACACAUGCAGGAGAAUAUAAAUAUUGAUAUACGCACGCUCUGAUAGGUUUUCCUUUAAUGACUGGACAUUCACUAUGCUGUAUGUCUUUUUUUUAAUUCAUUUAUGAUCAUGAGAACUGUAGGAAUGUCCCCCUUCAACUUUAGAUGAUGAGAUAUCUGAUAUUCUUUGACAGAGUUGUGCGAAUGGAAGAACCUUUUCAUUGCAGGAUCAAAUCAAUCACAAGGUGAUGUUUGUGUGGGAAAUAUUUGCUUUUACUUAGUAGAGCGCUUUCUCAGGGUAUAUUGAUUUGAAAAUGUACAAUGGAUUACAUAUUUAUUGUGCGUUUGCAAACGUUUCUGCUCUUCAGGAAUAUCCGGAAGAAUUUCAUUCACUUAAUCUGCAGUGGAGCAUUUAUACUCGUCAAUAGUUCCUGAACGAUCUGAGGGUUUCUCCAAUUUGUGUCUACUUCUUUUUUUUUUUUUUGUGCAUGUAGACUUUCACCCUUUUUUAAGAUAUUCACCCCCUAUCUUCUCAAAUUGGCUCUUUUUCAUAUUUUUCCUUGUUUAAUAAAUGACUUCAUGGCGAUGAAUAUUAAUUGAAAAUUAUCAUAUUGAGGAAUGAAAAUGUUGGUAUUCCGGGUUCUUUGGGAUUUUUAUUGCUCGUCAUGGAAUUUUAUUUACCAUUAAUUUGAGAAUGUUGUCCAUUAUACCCUCGGAGUUAUUUUUGUGAUUGAAUCAAUUACUUAGACCUCUUCUUGCGUUGAAAUAAAGAACUAGCAGCCUUCUAGAAUGAACUUUGGAUUGAUGAUUUCACAUGAUGCGUCAUUUAUUUUUUUUAUUAGUUCCAUGAUCAAUUUAUUUAUCAUAGUCUAAACGAGGUAUGUAAUAAUCAAUUCGUAGGUGGAUUUCAUCAACCAAGAGCUUCAAGAUACUGGCAUACCAAUUGUAAUGGUAUUGUAUUUUUAUUACCCCCUCGUUGGUUUGAAAACAUAUUUGUUUAUAUGCAUAUAUUUACUUAUGAAAGAAGGAAUUAUAUAAGUUGUUAGUCCCCUGGUUUUGCCAAGUUCUUUCAGACAGAGGAGCCUGUACAGUCAUCACUUAGUAGGUGCUUCAUUUUCUUUGAAGGUGGGUCAUUCAAUUGGUUCCUACAUUUGCCUGGAAAUCCUGAAGGCAAUGCCACUGCUGGGGGUAACAGUUUCUUCCAUAUGUCCGAUUCUUGGUGCAGCAUUUUGACCCCUUUUUAACACAAGGUCCAGAUGACACGAGCGCGCUUUUCUGUGUUUCAGGUGAAAUUUACUGUUGCGUUGUAUCCGUUUUUGACCCUGAACAAGGAUUCAUUGAAGCAGUCUCUUAUAGGUCUGACUUCACGGUACGUGUUUUCUUGCCAAGUUCUUCUUUCCAUUUGCAUCCCCUUCCUCAGUUCAUCCGUGUGAAUGUUCUUCGUCACUUGUGCGUCAAGGCCUCAAAUAUAGUAAUAUGCAAUAUAGUCAACUCAUUUACCCAUGUUGGACGCCUGUGCAUCGAUUAGUUGUAAUAUAACAUGAUAUAUGUGCCCUUUUUGACCAAAAUUCGUCAACAGGACGGUGAGAAAUCCCUGACUGACUGACAACUGGUGCUUUUUUGUGGUUGAUCGGUGAAUCUUUGACUUACAGGUCUCCCAUCCUCUCUACAGCCGCCAGCUCCCUUUUACGUUCUUUAGGAUUAUUACCAGCACCGAUUAAAAAUUUACUCGUGAGAGGAUCUCUAGGGCCAUCAUGGACUGCUGGUGCAGUUGAGGCUGUAUCCACCAACCUGCUGCAGGUGAGGAUCCCAUCUUUGAUAAGCCUUGACUUCGUGUUACAUUUUUCUUCUGAGUACCGCAAAAAAAUAAAUUAUGAGGACAAUAAACUCGACGAGAUGAGACCCACAAUGUUUGUCGAGAUGCUUUGAAGUUUUCACAACGAAUCAAAGAGAGUUUCCAGUGUAGCAUCUGUACCUGGGGGCAACCAACAAUCAAGCAUUCACUCCGUAUAUUUUUUUAUUUUGGAUUUGAUAUACCACGCAUAUUCUUACUGUAAUUCAUGGUGUUAUUUUUGUUUGAGCCUCUUGAAUCAGAGCAUAACAUUUCAGAUUUUGAAUCAGAUUUUGUUUGGCUACAACUCGGACCAACUUGUAUCAUUUAUGGAGAAAACUAUAUUAGAUGCCAUAAAUUCCCUUUAAGAACUUUAGUUUCAUGAAUAACCCAGUAGCACUCCAUGGGGGAGUUACACACUUGAAUGAGUCCCAUUAAGUCGUGUUAAGUUGGUCAACGGUGAUGUCGUUGACAUCGUUUCUUGGGAAAACGAUGGGAAAAAGGAGCUGUUUUGGCUGAAAAUUGUCAAAACAUGCUAGCUGAUGGGCAUCUGUAACCUUAUACUGUUUUUUUUUUUUUGGGAAAAUAUUCUAAUUUUGCUCUUCUAUUUUCUCACAACAGUACCAGACAAUGCGCAAUGUCCUUUUUAUGACAAGAACGGAAUUUGAAAAGGUGCUUCUUCUAGCAUUCUGCUACUGGUUCUUAUAUGAAAAAAAAAGGGAAACUAUCUAACUUGAUUUGGCAGAUCCCCGCAUAGAUUAUAAGAAUCUGCGCCUGUUCAUGAUUUCAGCUGUCAGAGGAGCCCGACUGGAGUUUCAUCAGAACUAAACAGGAUCAGAUAGCUCUUCUGUUUGGGGAUGAUGACCACUGGGGCCCUUUAUCGCUGUCUGAAGAGGUGAAAUUACCAAUUUAGGCAAAUGAUCAAAGAUAAUAUUUGGCCAAGCUAUCUUCUUUGCCCUGUUCUCAUUCCAAAGCUGGAGAGUUACCAGCCAUCUGCUUUGAUGGAGCUAUAAACUGAGACCAUGCUCCCCCUGAACCACAGAUUUCGAAGUGGGCCCCAGAUGCUGAUCUGGCUAUCGAAAGGGAGGGGCACACGCAUGCCUUCUGCUGCACCAAGGCUGGAUCAGUGUGGGUGGCCAAGCACGUGGCUGGCCUGAUAAAGAGCCGAGUCCUCAGCUGA
Messenger RNA from Spirodela intermedia, 4142 nucleotides. Lineage: Eukaryota; Viridiplantae; Streptophyta; Magnoliopsida; Alismatales; Araceae. The record is from the annotation of a GenBank genome assembly.